AUCAACAUCACUUUUUCAUUUGUCUUUUAUAUUAUACAAUUGUUUGUUUAUAUAUAUGAUCACUAUCACCAUUACAUCAUAUUUAAUAUAUUAUUAUUUUUUUUAAAUGAACUCAUAAAUAAAAAAUUGAAAGAAAGUCAAAUCAAAUUUUGUUUAGAGUAUAUAUAUUGUAUAUGAUUAUUAUUUUAUUUCUUUUUUUUUUUUGUAAAAAGAAAUAUAUACAUAGAUGGAAGAUGACAAAUCAUAGUGUGUAGUAUUGUCUACAUUAUACUACAUAUCUAUUAUUUAAUUUCAUUUUAUUUUAGAGUAUUGUGGUUUCUUUUUAGUUAAAUGUACAGAAAAAAAAAAUAUUGAUGUAACUAUAUGCAUUCAUAUAUUCUAUAUAUUAUUUGUAAACUUUUUUUUCGUAUUUAAAUAUUUUCCAAUAUAUAUCAUUUGUAUGCUAUUAGAUGGAACAAUCUAGUGAACAAUCUAAUGUAAAUCAAAGAGUAAGUUGGAGGAAUUUGGAUGUGGUAAAAACUUUUUUGGAGACUUGUAUUCAAGAAGUAUCUCUACAUGGAAGACUUGGAAGUAGUUUAAAGCCAGAUUCAUGGAAUAAAGUUAGACAAGUUUUGGAGACUACUCAUUCUUUCUUUGCAACACAAAAGCAAUUGAAGAAUCAUUUUGAUUAUCUAAAGGAUAAAUAUCAAACAUAGUUGCCAAUAACUAUGAAAACAGGAAAUGUUUAUGAUCCUACAACUAAUACCAUUCUUAUGUCUAAUGCCGAGUGGGAUGAGUACAUUAAGGCUCACCCAAAGGCAAAACCAUUGAAAAGUGCUCCUUUACCCUUUCCGGAUCUCUGUAAAGCGCUCUUUGAUGGUACUACUGCAACUGGAUUUUAUGGUUGGAGUCCUAGUUGUACGAUUUCUCGACCUAUGAACUCAUCUACAUCUCCUAAUAUUGAGACGGAUGCUUAUGCUGAAGAAAAUGCACCUAGUAACCAAAAUGAUGAAGCUGAUAACACUUCUCCAUCUCAAUAUUCAACUCCUUUAGGAGGACAAAAGAAGAAAAGAAAGCUUUCAUCUCAACAUGAUAUUGAUGAUAAGAUGUCUGUUGCAUUGGAGUUGUUAAUUAAAAAGAAUAGUGGUCCUGAAGUUGAGGAUUGCAUGGAAAAAUUGGAUGGACUUGGAUGGGAGGAGCCUUUGUAUAGUGCAACUAUUGGCAUACUUUGUGAAGGCGAUAGCUAUAGAAAAGCAUGGAUGAACAUGAAAGACGUCAACAUAAUGGAGAAUUGGGUUAAGGCCAUGGGAAAAAAAUUGGGAUAUUUUUGAUUUAGUUAAUUAAGAUAUAAUUAUAUAUGCUUAGAUAACUUUUAUUUGUUACAUCAUGUCAUGAACAUAUUUUUCUUUUGUGUCUCGAACUUUAUUGAUCUAUUAUAGUUAUCUAUGAAUGUUUCAUUUUAAACCCUAGUAUUGUCCUUCUAAAGUGGCUAUAAUUUUUUUAACAGAUUUAAUAUGGAAUUUGAGGAUCAACUUUUACUCUUAAUGAUUUUCUAUUGGUAUGUACGUCGUAAACGCAACUAUUUAUCUAGAGUUAAAGAUAAUACAUCAACUCUAUCUGGUGCAAGAUACACUUUGGAGUUGUUAUAUGGCUCAAAUCGACAAUGCAUAGAGUUGAUGCGGAUGUCUCGUGAUGCAUUUGUUCAUUUGUGCAAUCAUUUUAGACAGAGAGAAUGGAUUAAAGAUAGUAAGCAUGUAUCAGUUGAAGAAAAGAUAGCAAUGUUUUUAACUAUCAUAGCACAUAAUGAGCGAUUUGUUGUCAUGAAGCGAAGAUUUCAACACUCUUCACAAACUGUUCACAAAUAUUUUCACGAGGUUCUUGAAGCAAUGAUGCAUUUUCCAAAAGAGAUGAUAGUACCCACAGUUGAUCUUGAUUCCAAUAUUCCAGCUGCUCAAAAAAAUAUUAGAAAAAUUUUCAAGGUAUUGUAUUUUUAAAUCAUGAUUGUAUAAGUAAAAUAUGUGUCAUAAAAUAUUUUAACUUAUAAAUUUAUUG
This is a messenger RNA of Cannabis sativa, 2031 nucleotides long. RefSeq lists its product as uncharacterized. The transcript is spliced from 2 exons. The coding region runs from base 708 to 1310 and encodes 200 amino acids. The record is from RefSeq and is a predicted model, not a curated record. NCBI's taxonomy places the organism in Eukaryota, Viridiplantae, Streptophyta, Magnoliopsida, Rosales, Cannabaceae.